AUGUCUGAACAAACAAAACCUUCUUCAUCACCAUCAUCCAACAACAACAGUGAGUUGUCUUCACUUCCAACCACCGCACGAAUCAACAUUUCCUCUGGAUCCAAAUGGGAAUCCCUCGUUGGUUACAGUCGAGUGGUUCGUGUUGGCAAUCAAGUCUUUGUUGCUGGCACCGUAUCCUCCGAUGAAGAAACUGGAAACGUGGUGGGUUGUAAUGAUCCCUAUCAACAAGCUGCGUUCAUUCUCUCCAAAAUUGAACGGUAUUUGAACAAGGUUGGAGCUCAACGAAAGCACGUGGUGAGAACUCGCAUGUUUGUUAUCAAUGCUUCUCAAUGGGAGGAAAUUACCAAAGCUCACUUUGAGUUUUUCCAAGACAUGAAACCAGUGGCAACAUUGGUUGAGGUGAGUGCAUUGAUUGGAAAAGAAUAUUUGGUUGAAAUUGAAGUGGAUGCCAUAAUUCAUGAUUGA
Messenger RNA from Naegleria lovaniensis, 465 nucleotides. RefSeq lists its product as uncharacterized. The coding region runs from base 1 to 465 and encodes 154 amino acids. The transcript has a single exon. The record is from RefSeq and is a predicted model, not a curated record. NCBI's taxonomy places the organism in Eukaryota, Heterolobosea, Eutetramitea, Acrasida, Naegleriidae.